AUGCCUUCAAUCCGCUGGGACAGGAGAGCGUUGAUUGUGAUUAUUUUUGGGAUAGUGACUGCAGUGCUUUGGAUAUUAUGCAUUUGGCAGCUUGUCCUCAGGUAUAAAACAGAAACCUCAUCCUCAUCCUCAUCCUCUCUGCUCUGUGGAAACAAGGGAGAGUAUAAAAAUGGACACUGCUUUUGCACAGAGGAAUGGCUAGGACCAAAUUGUGAGACAGUUAAUUUCUGUGAAAAUAGUAUUUACUCAUUCAACUCUUCACAAAAGUUUACUUUUACAAGAAUUAUAGUAGACAGAUAUGGCUAUUCUGAAGAAAAAUGUGAAAAGUUCACUGUAAACGCUGGUACUCCAAAAGCAAGCCGGAAGUGCUCCAAAAUAGGAGAAAACCCUACUCUAGAUGAUGUGAAGCUUGUGAACUGCAGUACGAACCUGAAAAUCCUAAUGGAUCAGUUAAACAGUGCAGAUAAUAUUUCGUCCAUUGCCAGUAAUACCCAGAUUCUUACGUCUGUGCCGGAGAAACUGACCACUGAGAACAUCUCUACUGCUGCUGAUAUUGCAGGACAGAUUCUGAAAAAUUCUUCUCAGGAAGCUACUGCUACAGUGGCUGCAGUGGCUACAGUUAGCCAACUUUUGGAUGCCAGAGUGAGUGAAUUCAACGUUGCAGAUGAUAACCUUGCUGAUGUUACAGCAAACCUCACACAGACACUGGAAGAAUUCUCUUUGCAUGGCUCUGCUAUUCAGCCCAAUAUUGCAGUUAAGCACAUUUCAUUGAAGCCAACUAAAACAACAGCUUUUUUCUCUGCACAGACAGUAUCAGGAAGUUUACAGUCUGAAAAUAUUAAAGUAGAUGAAAAUAUCUCUGACUUGAAACCUAACAACAAUACAGAAGUUCAAAUAUUGAUCAACGUUACAAAGAACAACAGUUCAUCUGGAGAUGGAAGUAUUGGCUUUGUCUUGUAUCAAAAUGACAAUUUUUUCCAAUCAAAAAAUUACAAGACUCAUUUUAAUCAUGCUAAACAAAUUAUCUCUGGCCAUGUUGGUAGUAAUGCAACAGUCGAUGUUAAAAUGAUCUUCAACCCAAAGUAUGAUGCAUCGGAAAUGCUGCUGCACAAUUAUGCAUGUGUCUUUUGGGAUUACAGUGCAAAUGACUGGAGCACAACAGGCUGCACAAAAGAAGGAAACAAAACGGAAUUGAGAUGCAGGUGUAAUCACACUACUAGUUUUGCUGUAUUAAUGAGUUUCAAGAUCAAUUACAAAUACGCAAAACCUCUAGAGAUUGUCUCAAACAUUGGUAGUGGAUUCUCCAUUGCUGGUCUGGUUAUUACCAUUCUGUUUCAAAUUCUCACCAGGAAAACACGAAAAUUCUCAGUUACCUGGAUGUUGGUGAGUCUCUGCACAUCGAUGCUGAUUUUCAACAUCAUCUUCAUCUUUGGAAUUGACAACCCAAAUGCCAAGAAUAACAUUACUGUUUCCACCAAAAACACCUUACCGGACUCAGACCUGGUAGAUCCUCCUGAAAAUGCCUCGUGUACUGCUGUAGCUGUCUUGCUGCACUAUUUCUUGUUGGCAACAUUUAUGUGGACAGCGCUCAAUUCUGCACAUUUGUACUUACUGCUGCUUAAAACCCUGAGGCCCAUUCCUGGACACUUCACUUUAAUCAUGUCAAUAAUUGGAUGGGGAGUGCCUGCUGUAGUGGUUGCUAUAACACUUGGAGCUACCUAUAGAGAGGGCAAGCAAUUAAACUACCGACAGGAAGAGUUUUGCUGGCUUGCAGUCCUGGAUGACAAAGGGGAAGUGAGCAUAAAAAAGCCCAUGAUAUGGGCAUUCCUUUUGGUAGUGGCAGUCAUCCUUCUGUUUAACAUUAUCAUCUUUGUCAAGAUCACUGUCUUUGUUAUGUGGAAGGAGAACACAAAUCUGACAAGCAAUAAAAAGAAAUCAUUCAGAACGAAGAUAUUUGGCACUUUAUCUAUAGCUGUAGUGCUUGGAAUCACCUGGGUCCUGGGCUAUAUGAUGUUAAUAAAUCAAGAGGCAACAAAUAUUGUCUUCAGCAUUUUGUUCUGUAUUUUCAAUGCCACCCAGGGACUUCAGAUCUGUAUUCUAUACACUUUCAGAUCACCAAUCUUCAAGAAAAAGGUUACUGAGCUGUUUUCCUAUGUCUCACUGCCAGAUAUACCGAUUUCCCUGCAUUCAAAGACUUAUUAUCUUUUAAAAUUCCGUUAUAAAAAACACACAUACGAGAACUUCAAACCAUCUGAGACCUUUUCAGAGGAAAUCUCCUUUUCCAGCAAUGAUCAGACACCUACGAAGAAUUAA
Messenger RNA from Emys orbicularis (European pond turtle), 2313 nucleotides. RefSeq names its product adhesion G protein-coupled receptor G7 (gene ADGRG7). Gene Ontology annotation, molecular function: G protein-coupled receptor activity. The record is from RefSeq and is a predicted model, not a curated record. Gene Ontology annotation, cellular component: membrane. The transcript is spliced from 16 exons. NCBI's taxonomy places the organism in Eukaryota, Metazoa, Chordata, Testudines, Emydidae. Gene Ontology annotation, biological process: G protein-coupled receptor signaling pathway; cell surface receptor signaling pathway. Bases 1 to 2313 code for a protein of 770 amino acids.